Papaver somniferum (opium poppy) is the source of this 1202-nucleotide messenger RNA. RefSeq names its product slit homolog 2 protein-like. NCBI's taxonomy places the organism in Eukaryota, Viridiplantae, Streptophyta, Magnoliopsida, Ranunculales, Papaveraceae. The record is from RefSeq and is a predicted model, not a curated record. The transcript has 6 exons. The coding region runs from base 205 to 879 and encodes 224 amino acids.
ACACACUGAUGAAGUAUUCAAAAUUUUCUUAGUUCAUUCUCCUAACCACCCUCUUUAAUUCUCUCCUCACCCAUUACUCUCAUUCUCUCUCUGUUGAAAUUUCAAAAUUUUCCUCCUCCCCACCACCACCUCCAUUAAAUACCCCACCCACACAUUCUCUUCACCUCCUCCUCCUCUCUAUCUCUAUUUCUCUCAAACACUACUAUGGCUUCUUCCAAUGGUACCAUCAUAGUUCUUCUUGUGAUCUUUUUACAAUCAUCUCUCACUGCUGCAGUUGACCUUAAUUUAUCUCCUCUCCUCUCUCCCUUCUUAGAAGAUGUAUGCAAAGAAAUUGGGUGUGGAAAAGGAAAAUGCGUAGCUUCCAUGAGUAGUACUAAUGAUCUACUUCAUCCAUUCAAAUGUGAAUGUGAACCUGGAUGGAAACAAACAAUUGGUGGUGGUAACAACACUGACCAUGAUUUUCUCCAGUUUCUGCCUUGUGUCAUCCCUAACUGUACAAUGGACUACUCAUGUAACGCAGCUGCUGAGCCUCCUAUGCCACAAUUAAGAGAACCUCCAUCAAAUGAAUCUUUAUUUGAUCCUUGCAACUGGGCAUAUUGUGGACACGGGUCGUGCAUCAAAUCGAAUGCAUUCGGGCACAAAUGUGAAUGCAUGGAGGGUUAUGAAAAUCUUCUAAAUGUCACUGCAUUCCCAUGUCUCAGAGAAUGUGCCAUUGGAAUGGACUGUCUGAAACUUGGAAUCGCAGCACCAAACAGAACCACAAAUUCAACGCCAAAUAUGCCUGACAGGAGUGGGAAUCAUGCUAGCACAAUUUUACAGGGGAAGUUUCUUUCAUUGGUGAUCUUUGUGGUAACCAUUAUGAUGGUUCCAUGGAAAUAGUACAGUGAUGUGGCGAAUGACAAGGACUUGAAGAAAGUGAGAUUCAGAUGCAAGUUUGAGGUUCCAAAACCACUUUUCUUGCAGAUUUUAUUUAUUUUUCACAUAUAGCUAGAAGAAAGUGGAUUUCAGAUGCUUCAUCUAUUAGAUUCUUAUGUUCUUUUAGUUUAUACGGAUAAUUUAUGUCCGUCAGGGUUUGGAUGUGAUGGUUAUGUUGAGUAUUCAAAUAUAUGAGGUUUGGAGAUGUAUAUAACAGUACGUAGAACUUUGUUAAGAGAUACCAACUAGUUUUAUUAAUUUUUGAAAUGUUCUAUUCUUGUUCUUCC